AUGUCAGGUUACAAUUUCAAGAGUAUUACAGUUGUUCCUUCUUCAAAGGAAUUUAUUGACAUCGUAUUGUCAAAAACCCAAAGGAAAACCCCUACUGUUAUUCACAAACAGUAUCCUAUGCCUCGUAUUCGGAAUUUUUACAUGAGAAAAGUGAAGACUUGCCAGCAAUUCUUCCACGAUAAGCUGAAUGCUAUUGUCACUGAAUUUCCUAUGGUGGAGAGUAUUCACCCAUUUUACGCAGACUUGAUCAACGUUCUUUACUCUAAAGAUCAUUAUAAGUUGGCUCUUGGUCAGAUUAAUACAGCUAAAAAUAUCAUUGACGGUAUUGCUCGGGAUCAAGUCAAGAUGCUGAAGUAUGGCGAAUCACUCUAUCAAUGCAAGACGCUGAAACGGACAGCUUUGGGCAGAAUGUGUACUGUCAUUAAGCGUCAAGCAAACAACCUCAAGUUUUUGGAGGACACCCGUCAACACCUCUCUCGACUACCGAGUAUCAAUCCGGAUACGCGUACACUGAUCGUUUGUGGCUUCCCAAAUGUUGGAAAGUCUAGCUUCAUCAACAAGAUCACACGGGCAGACGUGGAUGUUCAACCUUUCCCAUUCACCACGAAAUCACUCUUCCUGGGUCAUACGGACUACAAGAACCUUCGAUGGCAAGUUAUCGACACUCCAGGCGUGUUAGACCGCCCGCUGGACGAACACAACACCAUUGAAAUGGUCGCUAUUACUGCUCUGGCUCAUCUUCAGGCCGCAGUUAUCUAUCUUAUGGAUCUGUCGGAACAGUGCGGCUACUCUGUUGAACAGCAGGUUUCAUUGUUCAAGAGCCUCAGCCCCCUAUUCUCCAACAAACCGCUGCUGGUUGUCGCUAAUAAGUCAGACGUGAAGAAUCUGGCCUCGCUCUCCGACGAGGAUCGAGAACUUGUAACCGCAAUGUGUCGCCUCCCGGGCGAAGAGGAAACAGGGCAGGAGAAGCCACUCUUUAUGGAGAUGUCGACUCUCCUGGGCGACGGAGUCAUGGAGGUGAGGGCUCGUGCCUGUGACGACCUUCUCACUCGCCGUGUGGAGGCGAAACUGCGAGCUGGUGCUGCUAGCCUCCGUGAAGGCUCGAUUGCCAACCGACUGUACAUUGCGCGACCCAAGGGGGCAAGUUGCAACCUCUUUAAGUGCAGUAUAAGUAGACUAAUAUCGUUUAAAUUGAGCACUCCAAUUCUGGCCGAUCGUCCGCCAAAUAUCCCAGAAACCGUGCUGGAAAAGCGUCGUCUGAAACGUGCAGCCGAGGAGACGACAGCCAUGGAGAUUGACGGAGACGCCUCAGCCCAGCCGCCAACAGCCAAGCGGCCGAUGACAAUGCGAGAUCGCGAGUUGGCUGAAGGCGAUGAUUUCUACCUUAAUCUGCGCGAUCACUGGUUGUUGAAAAACCCACAUGAACGCAACGACAUUAUUCCCGAGAUUGUGGAUGGUCACAAUAUCGCCGACUUCUUCGAUCCCGAUAUUGAGGCUAGGCUGAAUGAAUUGGAGGAGCAGGAAAAGGCUAUGGAAGAGGCGGGAGUCUAUGACGAGGAGGAGGACCCAGACGAUGCUGAUCCUGACAUGCAGAAACUUAGGAUUACGGCUAAGAAAAUUCGUGAGGCACGGGCACUGCGAAUUCUCGAAUCACAAGCUCGGAAGAAUAAGGAGAAGGGACGCAUUUCGCGUGCUGAAAAAGGUGUCUCUGCCAAGCAGAUGAAAAAAGAACUUGGAAAACUCGGUCUACCGGUGGAUGUUAGUCGAGAAGUGGAGCAGAGUCGAGAACGACGUCAGGCAGCGGCCAAGCGACGCGCGGCCUCGCUGUCGGUGGCGAGGAGCGAGGCGGCGCACGCAGCGGCGGUGGAACGAAGCUCGAAACCGCGCGCCCGCUCCGGUGUGCGCGACGACGCGGCAUAUGCGGCAGCUGUGCGGCGCGCACGCGUCGACGUGGCGCGUCGUGUGGGUGCAAAGUCACGCAAAGGCGAAGCGGACCGACACAUCCCCAACCUCCGACCCAAACACCUCUUCUCGGGCAAGCGAUCCAUCGGCAAGACACAACGUCUCGAACGCAGUCCUAGGGGUGCUGUAGAGACAUCACCACUCCUCGAAUGUUACGAAGAGCCCAGCGCUAUUCAGUUCGAAAAGCAGGCAACCUUCAAUCGUAUCGGUUCCAUUGGGCAUGCUGAGAGGAUUAAUUAUGAGGAGAAAUUGGUAGAGAGCACAGUGGAUAGAGGAAACCCUACCGAUAGGCUGGUGUGCGCCCGUCUAUGCUUUUCAUGUCAUCGAAAUAAGCUCUCUCCAGGCCAUGAGGUCCUCUUUGUUGCCCCAAUAGCAGGAAGCCCGUUGUUUGGCAUCCUCUACUCUGUACAAACCAACGUGCCUGCUGAAAGGUCGUCGAGAUUCACGAUGGGAACCAUCUCUCUCGGGAUACAACCGGCGCGGAAUGGGGAUCGUCAAAUUGCCUUUUUUGAUCGUUUAAGUAUGAGGCAGAAGCACCUUCAAGCCAUUGCCAGCCUAGCUGUGCCGGCUAAUCGUUUUUUCAGCUCUCAACCGUUCCACACUCGUACGCACACGGACACCUUCGUUGAAUUCGGUCGUCUGAGAGAUUCUCCACCGUUGCCCCUGGAACAAACAGUCUUAUCUCACCCUAACAGUGGGAACAGCUACAACGGAUGUAAUCCCCCAGAUGAUGCAGCGGUCGCCGAGAGCAUUGCACCACCACCACUACCAUCGCCACCGCCACGAGACAUGCAUCACGAGCCCAGCGAGGUUCUGGCCCGUCGUCUACGCCACAAUUGGCUCCUCCAUGGCAACGAGUUCAAAGCCGCCCGCGGUGGACUUGACGGUGAUUGUGAGGAUGAUGGAUCGUUGACGAAUCUUUCUUGGCUCCAGAAUAUCAGUGUUAAAAAACUGGCAGCUCCGCUGUCACCACUGUCACCACCCUCGUCACCAACAUGGGAUCUUCAUCACACGCAGCCCAACCAUCACAACACCCUCGAACUUUAUCGCCAACACUGUCUAAACUAUGGUCUGGGUCUGCAUCAAAGUCCUCUUUCAUCACGUUCAAUGUAUCGGCAGACACUGUCGACUGGGAGAAUACAACAACGCGACACCAACAGGAAUAUUCGACCCCUCUUUAAACGACGCGGUACCCUUUUGAAGAGGUUUAAGAACUCGAUACCAGCGCUUCAGAUCCUCAAGAGUCUUCCAGCCUCCAGCACUGUUUACACCACCUCUAAUAACACCUGCCAACAACAACAACAACAGCUGCAUACGCUGUGGGCUGUGGAACCUAUGACCCUGCUAACCGACACCUCGUUGACUUCUUCUCUGCCAACGAUUGAGGAUGUAGCACCAGAGGAGCGAGUAGCAUUCAGGGCCAAUCAGAUGCUUCAACCGCCGUUUACUCACACCGCGCUGAUCUGCAUGAGUAUGCAAGCGAUGGGGAAGAACAAGAUCACGUUAGAUGAGAUCUAUAGUUGGGUGGCGGAGAAUUUCGCCUUCUAUCGAGACUCAGAGCCUACCUGGAAGCUAGCACUUCGACAGACACUAAUGCGUAACGCCAUAUUUCAACGAGUUCCACGUCGCAAGGAGGAGCCCGGCGGGUGGGGUGAUAUGUGGCGUCUCCACCCUGACAUCCGUUCCAAACUGCGAGACCUCAGUUACCAAGAUGCUUCACCACAGACGCUGGCCAAGUCAUCUAUCAUCGCGCCCAAGCUGAUUAUUCAAUCAAUCAUUAAGACUGAGGAGGAGGAUGUGCCCCCGUCAUCGGCUAGCCAACGGGCUGACAACGAGGAGCCGCAUCCACGUCAACGGGAGAAUCAGGAGGAUGAGAGCCGCCUUUUGGUGAAGGACUUAAAAUUAGAAAUAGAGAAUGAGGAGGAGCCGAGGCUGGAAAACGAUUGGUGGUCCAGAGACCUGAGUGAGAACGUGGACAGGCUAAUGGGAGAUUUGGAGGGAUCCAAUCCCGAUCUGUACAUGUCCCUAGACAGCCCGACAGCCUACUCUGUUGACAACCCAAACACUCCGACGGAUGACCAACCCUGGGUGGACGAUAGGCUAAAUUUAGAGGAAUUAGAUAACAUUCUUGGCUUAAAGUAG
Echinococcus granulosus is the source of this 4104-nucleotide messenger RNA. Its product is annotated as Nucleolar GTP-binding protein. Gene Ontology annotation, molecular function: GTPase activity; GTP binding; sequence-specific DNA binding. Gene Ontology annotation, cellular component: nucleolus. NCBI's taxonomy places the organism in Eukaryota, Metazoa, Platyhelminthes, Cestoda, Cyclophyllidea, Taeniidae. The transcript has 17 exons. Gene Ontology annotation, biological process: regulation of DNA-templated transcription; ribosomal large subunit biogenesis. Bases 1 to 4104 code for a protein of 1367 amino acids. The record is from RefSeq and is a predicted model, not a curated record.